UCCAGCAUAAAGCCCGAGACGUAGAGAUGCCAUGCACCAUACGAAGCAAGCAAGCCUUUGUGACGUGUAAUCUUGCUCCCCCACUCAUUCAUCUGCAGGACUCUCCUCUUCUGUCUUCGCUUUUAUUAUUGUUAUCAUUAUUUUCUCCCGUAAUUAAACCCCAUUUUUGAUAGUAAUCUUCGCCAAUCUUCCUUUGUCACGCCCCCAAUUUCGAAGCAUGGCUAGCAAGAUGGAAGACUCCCACUUCACAAAAUCCAAGAAAGAAGAAGAACCCACCAUUGAUAUAGUUAAUAUUGAUAGCCACACAAAUGUUAUGUCUGGUGGAUCCACUAGCCAAACCCUUGCAUUUUCAGGCACUGAUCAAGCAACCAGCUCGGUGCCUCCUCAAGAAGUAGUACAUCGUGACGGAGUGGGCGGUAGUGAUGGUGCUCCUGAGGUGUUGGAUAGAGAUUGUGGACGUGAAAGAUUAAAGAGGCAUAGAGAAGAGGUGGCUGGUGGGGUUAUGAUACCAGAUACAUGGGGACAAGAGAAUUUGCUCAAGGAUUGGAUUGAUUGUUCCACCUUCGAUGAGCUGUUAGCCCCAAAGGAAAUCUCAUCAGCUCGUGAAGCACUUGUUGCUGAGGAACGCAGAAAAAGGUCUCCAAGAUUGAGCAUAGCAAGAUGACAAAUAUCAGCUAGAGUUUCCCUUCCACUUGACUCUCAAGCAAUGAAGUUGGAUAUCGAUAACGAUCAUAGCAAUAAGAAUAAACUAGAUGUUCUAUCCUUUAUUUCUUCAUUUAUCUCUUUUUCCCAGUAAUUGUCAAGCCAUUGAGAGCAUUCAGAACUGCAGAAUCAGCACAUUUUUUACUAGCUAAUUGUUGUAUUGAUUCCAAUAUGUAGAAUUAGCACGUUAAUUUUCUUACUAGCUAAUUGUUCUUGGGUUGGAUCAA
Messenger RNA from Populus euphratica (Euphrates poplar), 929 nucleotides. RefSeq lists its product as uncharacterized. The record is from RefSeq and is a predicted model, not a curated record. Gene Ontology annotation, biological process: blue light signaling pathway. The transcript is spliced from 2 exons. NCBI's taxonomy places the organism in Eukaryota, Viridiplantae, Streptophyta, Magnoliopsida, Malpighiales, Salicaceae. Bases 218 to 664 code for a protein of 148 amino acids.